Molecule: messenger RNA, 1977 nt
Organism: Rhineura floridana
Lineage: Eukaryota; Metazoa; Chordata; Lepidosauria; Squamata; Rhineuridae
Gene: TNNI3
Product: troponin I3, cardiac type
Exons: 9
Coding region: 1-978 (325 amino acids)
Biological process (GO): muscle contraction
Cellular component (GO): troponin complex
Source: RefSeq, a predicted model, not a curated record
AUGAUUGACACCUGUCAAAGUCCCUUGCACAGCCCUUCCAAAGCUCCUGAAAACCAGCUGGCUGUCGGGGACUUGGGAACCACUGCACAAGUACCUUUGCCAGCUCUAUGCGUGGCACUUGAGAAACACCAAACACAAGGCCACCAGCCAUUUUGGUGCCUGCCUGUAUACUCACUGGGAAGCCGUUCCCCUGCUGUCUGUGCAUCAUCAGGUUCCCAGAGACACCAGUAUGAGGAGGAGGAAGAGGAAGAAUAUGUGGAGGAGGAAACAGAAGAAACCAUAGUUGAGACCAAAAAGGAACCGGAGACCCCCAAGCCUGUGCCCCCCAAACCUGCACCCCCCAAGCCUGCACCCCCACCUCCUGCUACUGUCCCUCCUCUUCGCCGAAAAUCUUCUGCUAACUAUCGAGCCUAUGCUAUUGAGCCACAUGAUAAGAGAAAAUCCAAGAUAACAGCUUCUCGGAAAUUGCAACUCAAGACACUGAUGCUCCAGAUGGCAAAGCAGGAAAUGGAAAAGGAGGAAGAAGAGCGUGCCCAAGAGAAAGAGCGAUAUCUCUCAGAACACUGCACCCCCUUAGAACUAGCAGGCUUCGGCCUCACAGAACUGCAGGAGUUGUGCCGGCAGUACCAUGCACAGGGUGGCAAGGUCGAUGAAGAGCGCUAUGAUAUGGAGGCCCGGGUCAACAACAGCAUCAAUGAGAUCCAGGAUUUGAACCAGAAGAUUUUUGACCUGCGAGGCAAAUUCAAGCGUCCAGCUCUUCGCCGUGUCCGCCUCUCAGCUGAUGCCAUGAUGCAGGCCCUUCUAGGGUCCAAGCACAAGGUCUCCAUGGAUCUCCGAGCUAAUCUCAAGCAGGUCAAAAAAGAUGACACAGAGAAGGAGAAUCGGGAGGUGGGUGACUGGCGGAAGAACAUUGACGCUUUGAGCGGCAUGGAGGGGCGCAAGAAGAAAUUUGAGACCUCCACUGCAGGGCAAGCCUGAACUCUAAGAGAUGGGUUCCCUCUGAUCCCCUGAUCUUUAGAUGCUAUUGAGCAUAUUAUGCUCCCUACAUGAUCCCUACAAGAAGACUGUCAUCCCUGACUGCAUGAGCAUUCUCUGUGGUGUGAAUUCCUGUAGCAAAAAGUAGAAAAGUGCACUGUGGUGUCUUGUUCUCCAACCUACUUCCCCUUUUCUUGACUUUUGCGAGAAUCCAGAUUAUGCCAUUCUCCAUAAAAAUGAUCCAUUUUAAACUGGUUGUGCAUAUACCCAAAUUGGUUAUAGGGAAGGAAUGGGCUGAAAGGAGGGUGGGGGUAGAAAAAACUAUAACAGAACACUUUCCCAUUCCAUGCCCUGAUGUGCCCAGAACCUACAAUGCCCUGUAUGUUCAGCAGAGGCUGAAGUGAAUUAAAGAAGGAUCCAACAGCCUCUAGCAAGGUCAAGGUCUUCUUCUGACUUCCUUUCCACACAGAAUGAGUGAUCAUAUGAAUGACAGAAGGGUCCAGUCUGAAGCCAGUUGAAAUCAGUGUGUUUGCAUACAUCUAACUCUGUGUUGAAUUCUGGCCAGUGACUAUCUGUGACCCAAAAGAGGUAGCAAAGACAGCUCUUAUUGGCACUGCCAGUCUAAAAUUAAAUUGAUUGUUCUUCACAUUAACUUUGAAUGCAAAGAAGACAUAGUUUUCACCACAGAGAAAUUCCCUUGUAUACACAGUUAUUUAAGGUGCAGGAGUCUUCUGCUCUUUUGCAUUUGAUCUUCCUCGUAUAGGGAUGCCAAGGGAUGGAACAGGGCUUGGGAACCUCAGAACCAGAGGCCAAAUGUGGCUUUCCAGACUUCUGCAUGUGGACCCCAGGACUCUUCCCAGGCCACACACCCUUUACUGGACCUGCUUCUCACCCUCCUCGACUGUUUUUGCCUGGCUGAAAUGUGUCCUUGAACUCUGAUCCUGCAUGUACAAAUUAGCCUUUUGCACAAAAGUAAAAUUUAUAUUCAUUGGUCUGCUCUCU